Molecule: messenger RNA, 1553 nt
Organism: Hemicordylus capensis (graceful crag lizard)
Lineage: Eukaryota; Metazoa; Chordata; Lepidosauria; Squamata; Cordylidae
Gene: PRODH2
Product: proline dehydrogenase 2
Exons: 10
Coding region: 1-1434 (477 amino acids)
Cellular component (GO): mitochondrion
Molecular function (GO): proline dehydrogenase activity; FAD binding
Source: RefSeq, a predicted model, not a curated record
AUGCUGAACCAGGGGGCUCGCUUGUUUCGCCACCGGGUGGUAGCCCUCUGGGCCCCGCAUGCUGCGGCACAGACAUCUACGCUUCCCAAGUCACCGCCUCAAGUUGCUGUUGCGGCUGCUGCUGCAGCACAGAAACCCCUGCCUCCUCCUCCUUCGCUGGACUUGGAGAACGGGAAGGUUUUUCAUCUCAAGAGCAACUGGGAGCUCAUGCGUGGACUUCUGGUCUUCCUGCUGUGCUCCUCCCCAUGGCUGGUCCAGAAAGCGCCCACGCUCCUUUCCAUCUCCCGACGGGUUCUGGGCCGCCGGCUCUGGGGCUCCAUUCUCCGUCUCACACUCUACGGACAGUUUGUGGCUGGUGAGAGCCAAAAAGAGAUCAAAGGCACGCUGCAGCGGCUCCAGCAUUUGGGGGUCCGUCCUCUCCUUGCUGUUCCUAUUGAGGAAGACGUGGGGCAGGCCAAGGAAGGGGAGGGGUGGUAUGAUGAAAAUGCCCGUGCCAUGCUGACCUGCCUCGAUCUGUCAGUCGGGGGUGCCACCAGUCCCAUGAUGCAGCUGAAGGUGACGGCCCUGAUGGCUGCUGAACUCUGUAAGACUAUUACCCUGAGGCUGCGAGAGCCAGAAGGCGUGUCAGACCUUACCAUCCAGAGAGUUGUGACUCUCAUGAAAGGAGAGGAACUGAGCUUUGGCUGCCUGACCCAAGAAGAAAACCUGCAUUUCCAGAAAUCGCUGCAUCGGCUUAAUUCUGUAGCACAGUAUGCUGUAGAAAAAGGGGUCCGUGUUCUGGUGGAUGCUGAGUACACAUACAUUAACCCUGCCCUGACACUAGUCACCAUGGCAAUGAUGGCUGUGUGCAAUACCAAGAACCCAUGGAUUUGGAACACAUAUCAGGCAUAUCUCAAGGACACUCAAGAACGGAUAAAACAGGACGUGGCCUUCACUGAGCAUUUGGACAUCUGUUUUGGGGUGAAACUGGUAAGGGGAGCUUAUAUGGAGAAGGAACGGAAACUGGCGAAGGAAAAAGGCUACCCCGAUCCUGUGCAUCCCAGCUGGGAGGCUACCAACAACAGUUACCAGCGCUGUCUGGAUUUUGCCUUGGAUCGAGUGGCUGCAGCCAGAGGCAGGUUUGAGCUGAUAGUUGCCACACACAAUGAAGCUUCAGUGAUGCAUGCUGUACAAAGGAUGGCAGAGAUGGGCAUCAACAAGAAUGCUGGACCUGUCAGCUUUGGGCAGCUUCUGGGCAUGUGCGACCAGGUUUCUUUGGCAUUAGGUCAGGCAGGUUAUGCCAUCUACAAAUCCAUCCCCUAUGGCUCAGUGGAAGAAGUGAUCCCAUACCUGAUCCGCCGUGCUCAUGAGAACCAGAGCGUCCUCCUUGGCAUCCGGAAGGAGAGAGAUCUGUUGCGUUUGGAGCUGCGGAGACGGAUUCUGAGACAGGCUUGAGUGAACCCAAGUAUCCAGAAGAGCGACUUCCAGCUGCUUCAUCCUGCACUCAUGGAACCAUGAACCCGACAACGCAACCCACAAAAGAUUUCAUACUCUUCAAAAUCACUUCAGUUACU